This is a messenger RNA of Prunus avium (sweet cherry), 3132 nucleotides long. The record is from RefSeq and is a predicted model, not a curated record. Lineage: Eukaryota; Viridiplantae; Streptophyta; Magnoliopsida; Rosales; Rosaceae.
CUUGCACUCAUAACAUACUGAGAAAUACAUAUGCUAUGAUUGGCUAUGUGAAUUCCAGCAUAUAAUGUUCUUUUCUUGAUAAAUACAUCAGCAUUUUGUAAACAUCAGAAGUUGCCUAUGUUUUCAAUGCAUACUACUUACCAGUCAAUUGUGGUUUCCUUCACGGUACAUACAGGGUCUUCUCAGUUAACAAUCACAAGGGUGUUUUCUAAUUCUAUCCUUAACAUGAAUGGAACCAGUAGGAAGGGAGAUCCAGAACAAAAACUAAAUGGGUCAUCUUUGUUUUUCGUUUAUGAUCGGUACUAAUUUGCUCUUUCUGUUAUUCACACUUUCCUUUGCAGUUGAUAGCAUUAGUCCCUCCCAGUCUAUCCGUGAUGGAACAACCUUGGUUUCCAAAGGUGGAAGCUUUGAGCUUGGUUUCUUCAGUCCAGGUAGUCCCGAGAAUCGUUACUUGGGAAUUUGGUACAAGAACAUCCCAGUUCGAACUGUUGUGUGGGUUGCAAACAGAUGCAACCCCAUUAAUGAUUCUUCCGGCAUCUUGAUGAUAAACAGUACAGGACAUCUUGUGCUGUUAGGUCAGAAUAAGAGUGUUGUUUGGUGGAUAAGCUCAGCUAAACAUGCCCGAAGUGCAACAGUAGAGCUUUUAGAUUCUGGGAAUUUAGUACUAACACUAAGAGAUGCAGGAACCUAUUUGUGGCAAAGCUUUGACUAUCCUUCUGAUACGUUCUUACCAGGAAUGAAGAUAGGAUGGGACUUCAGGACAGGUAUAAAAUGGAGUUUAUCAGCUUGGAAAAAUUCAGAAGACCCGUGUCCUGGAGAUUUCACUUAUGGGAUUGAAAUGGAACGUGAUACUUAUCCUGAGGGAUAUGUUCGGAAAGGCACUGCAAAAUACUAUCGUGGUGGCCCAUGGAAUGGCCUGAGAUUCAGUGGUUCACCAGAAUUAAUGCCUAAUCCACUUUAUAGUUUCGAAUUUGUCUAUAAUGAUGAUGAAGUGUACUACACGUACAACCUUCAAAAUGAGUCUGUAAUCUCAAGAAUAGUUUUGAACCAAACCACCAGUACUCGUGAUCGCUUUACGUGGAUUGAAGCAGAUCAAACUUGGAAGGCCUAUUCAUCAGUACCAAGAGACUUGUGUGAUAAUUAUGGCCUCUGUGGAGCCAAUGGAAAGUGUAUCAUUGAUGAGAAUCCAGUCUGCCAAUGUCUGAAAGGAUUCGAGCCUGUGUCUCAAGAAAAAUGGAAUUUGAUGGACUGGUCUCUAGGAUGUGUGCGCAAUAAACCAUUAAGCUGCCAGGAAAGAUAUAAAGAUGGGUUUGUCAAAUUUGUUGGCUUGAAACUGCCAGAUACUACACAUUCUUGGGUGAACAAAAGUAUGAAUCUCAAGGAAUGCAGAACCAAAUGCUUGAACAACUGUUCCUGUAUGGCUUAUGCAAGCUCGGAUAUCAGAGGAGGAGGUACUGGCUGCGCCAUCUGGUUUAGUGAUCUAAUAGAUAUCAGGCAGUUUCCAGAUGCUGGGCAGGUUCUUUAUAUUCGAAUGUCAGCUUCAGAAUUAGCAUGCAAACAUGAUGAAGAAAGUGGUGGUAAAGUGAAGACAGCAAUGAUAAUUGCAGUUUCCGUAGCAGUAGUGUUUUCUGUAGUGCUGUUAGUUGGAUAUUACCUUCACCGAAACAGGAGAAAAUUAAAAGAGAUAGGUGAAACAAAUGUGAACAAUGAAGGGGAACCAGAGGAGGAUCUGGAGCUCCCGCUCUUUGACCUGCCCACAGUAGCUAGUGCCACAGAUAACUUUUCAAGCCAUAACAAGCUCGGAGAAGGUGGAUUUGGACCCGUUUACAGGGGGACACUACCAGAUGGACAAGAAAUUGCUGUGAAGAGGCUUUCAAGAAGUUCUGGCCAAGGAUUGAAUGAGUUCAAGAAUGAAGUUAUACUGAUUGCAAAGCUUCAGCAUCGAAAUCUUGUAAAGCUUCUUGGAUGCUGCGUUCAAGGAGAGGAGAAAAUGCUGAUUUAUGAAUACAUGCCCAACAGAAGCCUGGACUCCUUUAUUUUUGAUAGUGCGAGAGGAGAACUAUUGUUAGAUUGGCCUAAACGUUUCCACAUUAUUUGCGGAGUUGCUCGGGGUCUCCUCUAUCUCCAUCAGGAUUCCAGGCUAAGGAUUAUUCAUCGAGAUCUCAAAGCAAGUAAUGUUUUACUUGAUAAUGAAAUGAAUCCAAAAAUUUCAGACUUUGGCUUGGCUAGAACAUUAGUUGGAGGAGAUCAGACUGGUGGAAAUACAAACAGAGUGGUUGGAACAUACGGUUACAUGGCACCUGAAUAUGCUAUCUAUGGGCUGUUUUCUGUCAAAUCUGAUGUCUUUAGCUUUGGUAUUUUGGUGCUGGAGGUCAUAAGUGGAAGGAAAAAUAAGGGAUUCUACCAUCCAAACCACAGUCAUAACCUUAUUGGACAUGCAUGGAGAUUGUGGAUUCAAGGAAGGCCUUUAGAACUGAUUGAUACGUGUUUUGAAAGCUCAUGUACUCUAUCGGAAGUGUUACGUUGCAUCCAUGUUAGUCUCUUAUGUGUGCAACAUCAUCCUGAGGAUAGACCAAGUAUGGCAUCUGUGGUUAUCAUGCUGGGAAGUGAGAUUGCAUUGGCUCAGCCCAAACAACCUGGUUUCUUUAUAGAAAAGGAAUCACAUGAAGUAGGCUUUUCUUCAGGUAAUCAAACAUCUUCAACAAACGAAAUAUCGAUUACACUUUUGGAGGGCCGUUAAGAAGCGAUUAAUUCGUGGUAUAUAGGUUCAUGCUGCUUUGUUUACUUGCUGUGCAUACUUUCAAAACAAGUAACUUAGGGACCGUUUGAUAACCAUUGCAAUUUUAGUUUUUAUUUUUUAUUUUUUGUGCUAGAGUAUAGAGGAAAAAGAGGGAAAAUGGAAGUGAGAAUGAGAGUGAAGAUGGAAUUGAGAGGGAAGAUGAGAGGGCCCUUAGUUUAUAGAUCGAAGUGGUGUGAGUUAUUGAACAAUAGAUAGGUUGGGUGAUAAAGACCAUUUAGCUAUUCAUGUCAUACAACAUGUAUAUGCUACCAACUAUUUCUCAACGGACACUUUUGAAAAAAGCAGCAAGGUUAUCUUGAAGCAUGAAUAUGUGAAUUCCUUGUUUUAUGAAA